GCGGGCACGGGGCCGGGCCGGGCUGGGCGGUGCUCUUCGCAGCGCUGCCGGAGCGGCCCGCACAGCUGCCCCGCGCCGGCGGCAGCAUGGGUGGCUCUGCCUCCAGCCAUCUGGACGAGAGCAAGUGCACCUACAUCCGAGGGAAGACAGAGGCUGUCAUCAAAAACUUCAGCCCACACUACAGACGCCAGUACGCGGUGGCCUUCUGCAAGCAUGUGCAGGAUGAGUUGGAGCAGCACCGGGAUUCCCAGUCCCGGUUCCUGAAAACCAAGCCCCCAGUGGAAGCUGGGACGGUCUUAUAUGAAGCAGAGCUGCUGCACUUUGCUGAGGAUCUGAAGAAGUGGAAGGACAGAUAUGUUGUUGUCAAGAGUGACUACACUGUGGACUGCUUUGAGACUAAAGAGGCCUACCAGAAAGGAGCCAGCCCUAAAUAUCACAUUCUUCCUGCAGGAGGCAAAGUACUGACUUCAGAAGAAGAUUACAACUUGCUAUCUGAUAAACAUUUUCCAGAUCCUGUUGGGUCGAGUGAGAAGGAGGUUGCUCAAGCCUUCGUGCAGCUGCCGAGGGAGUUCCCGGUGUACCUGUGGCAGCCCUUCACCCGGCACAGCUACUAUUGCUUCUCGGAGCCAGAAGCUCAGAGGCACUUCAGCGCCGUGCUGGGGGACUGCGUGAGACACUCAAACCACGAUUUUCUGAAGCAGACCACAUAUGAAGUCGAGGCAUUCUUAGAAGCCAUUCAGUUCUUCCGGCAGGAGAAAGGCCACUAUGGGACAUGGGAAAUGAUAAAUGGCAACGAAAAAGAGAUCCUGAGCAAUCUUGUGAUGGAGGAACUCCUGCCUAACCUUCAGACAAUGAUCCUGCCUAAAAUGAAAGGCAAGAAGAAUGACAGAAAGCGGGCCUGGUUUGGUAUUGUAGAAGAAACUUACAGUUUAGUCCAGCAGCAGGUGUCAGAAGGAUUAAGUACCUUGAAAGAAGAAUGUAGAGAUUUUGCAAAAACUCUUGAAGGAACCAUUCGAUCAGAUAUGGACCAGAUUCUGAACUCCAAGAACUUCUUAGCUGGAAAAAUCAAAGCCACUGUUUCUGAGCCUGCCCAGAAGUGCUGCACAGAAAACAUCCAGCCAUUUCUCACAUCCAUAUUGGAGGAGCUCAUGGGUCCAGUGAGUUCUGGAUUCACUGAAGUUCGCUCACUUUUUGAUAAAGAAGUGAAUGAAAUUAUCCAGGACUUCCAGAAGACAAAUGACAUCAUGAAGCUAAAGGAAAAUGUGGACCAGCUUAUGAACCUACCAUUCAACUCUGUGAAAAUGGAGCCCUGCUAUCUGAAAGUGAAUCUCCUCCAGGAGUUACUUCAAGAUCUCAAGAGUCGCUUCAAGGUCUACCACAUUGAUUUUGUGAUUCAGAGGACACAGAACUUCAUGCAAGAGCUGAUGGAAAAUGCAGUUUAUACUUUUGAGCAGUUGUUCUCUCCAAGUCACCAGGCAGACUCUGUGAAGGUUGCAACAACCGUUGAAAAAGUCAAGCUGAGAGUACUGAAGCAAUAUGAUUAUGACAGCAGCACUAUCCGGAAGAAGAUAUUUCAAGAAGCACUGGUACAGAUUACUUUGCCCACAAUGCAGAAGACACUGGCCUCCACGUGCAAACCAGAGCUGCAGAAAUAUGAGCAGUUCAUUUUUGCAGAUUACACUAGCGUGAUCCAAGUAGAGAAUGUGUAUGAAGAGAUUUUGUAUCAGACACUGCUUGAAGAAACCAUGAAAGUGAUAAAAGAAGCUGCCAUUAUGAAGAAGCACAACCUCUUUGAAGACAACUUGAAUUUGCCUUGUGAAAGUGUGUGCAGCUUGACAGACCUGAAGACCCCUUCGGGAUCAGCACAAACCACUCCUGCAAAGAAACCUUCCCCUGCCCUAGCUGAGGCGUCAGACACCGAAACUCAAAGCGAUGAAACACUCGUUGUGACAGAAAAAAAUCUGUGGGAGAAGGAUGCUGAUAAUAGAAAGUCAUCACAGAAAGAGACAGUCACUUCUGUCAAUAUGGGCAGUGAUCAGGCAUGCAAAAGUGAAGAAGUGGACAUUAGAGAAGCUGGUGAAAAACAGGAGAUCGUUUCAGCUGCCCUGACAAAACAAGCUGCAGAGGAAAAAAGUGCUUUGGAGAACAAAGAUAAAGUGAAAAUGGAGUUUGUAGCAAACACUGAUAAAAAGCUUAAGAUACAACAAGAAGCUGUGGAGGAAAAAGUAGCUCCUAGGACUGAAACUGCCAUAAAAGAUCUUGGAGACAGCCCUAAAAAAGAACUCAAGGGACAUGAAGGAGCAGUGGAGGAAAAAGCAUCAGAUGCUGUGUUUGUCAGUGGCACUGAAAAAGAAAGCAAAGCACAAGAAGUUUCUGAGAUAAAGCUGACCUCCACACAGGAUCAUGUAGCAGAAGCAGAGAUUUUAGGGAAUGCUGAAAAGAAAAUCAAGGUUGAAAAAGAAAUUAUGGAAGAAUUAUCUCAGAGUGAAAAUACAGUAAGAACAAGGUUUGAAGAGGAUAGUAAAAAAGAAAGCAAUGACCAAGGAGCGAGUACUGAGACAAGGGUUAUUUCCCAGGAUGAACACACAGGGAAAGGAGAGUUUGGGGAUAAUCCUGAAAAAGAAAAUAAGUCAGAAGAAAAGAGUUGUAAAUCCCCUGAUGAUGUGAAUGAGAUAAGGAGUUUGCUGAUGGUAACAGUUGAGAUAUCAGCAGAUACUCCAGCUGAGAACAUAAAGCAGAUUUGUGAAAGUGAGAUAUUAAAGUUGCAGGAGCACAAUGAAGGGAAUGAGUUGAGCAAAGUGGCUGUGGCAGAACCUCAAGUGAGCCAGAUGGUGAACAAAGAUGCGUCAGAAUGUGUGGAGUUCAAGGAACACCAACCGUCUUCAUCUGGUUUGGGGAAAGACAGGUCGAGUGUAGUGAAUGUGUCCAAGGGAGCCUGCAAUACUGCACAAGCAGAGUGGCUGGUGGAAGGCUCAGAUACACCUCAGGAGACAGAGGUGGAGAUCAAGCAAAGCAUUUGGUACACAGGUGUGGGCAGCUGCAAAAGUGAUAACUUGCAGCCAGAGGAACACUCUGAAACUGUGUCUGAACACAAAAGGUUAGGUGGGGAGGAAGGAGGAGCAGGGAAUAGCCACGCCAUCCCAGUGGAGGCAGGGACUGGGAGCUUUUGUUGUAAUUCUGCUGAAAAUGCAGACAUGGCACAAGUGCCCAUUUUGGACACAGAAAACCCAAGAACAGGACUUCUGGAUGUGCCAGUGCCUUUGAUGCAGGGCAGGGUGAGCACCACAGAGGUCAUGGGAGAUGCAGAAGCUGUUGAGGGCGAAGGGCAGCCAGACAAAUCAUCUCCACACACGGAAAUCAAAAGCACAGAAAUAAAAGAUAUUUUUGCAGAAGAAAACAGAGAAGAUAGUUAUGCACAGCAAAACUCUGAAGAGUAAGAAGUGUUUUUCAGCCCAGGCCUGCGAGGUUUAUUUACUCCAGUAAUCCCUGUUUAAUUGUGAAUAUGCACUUGGGUUGAGGCUAGAGGGAACGGGCUUUGUUGUGGUAUUACCAGCUCUUGCAGUUUUAGCAUGAAUCCCUUCCUGAGCGAUGGGUAAUUGGUUUCUUUUCAGUUUAAAGCCUUCACUGUUUAAAACCAGGUUACUGUUAGGGAAUGUCAUCUUUCACUUAAAAUUCACUAGCUUUUGUGGUUAUAGAAAAAGUCUGAAAAUGAGACCACCGGCUUCAAAAGCAACUCACCCCCAACUCUAAAGUUAUUUUACAAACUUGGAUGUUUUAGCUCAUGAUUUUUAAAUGCAUGAAUUUGACAAGUACUGCCGUGGUUGUUAGGUGGUUGGUACCUUCAUUGGCAUUCAAAAAUGCUUUUAGUAUUUGCAUGCAGUAUACAAGAAAUAAAUAAAACUUUUAAUAGUGAAACAGAA
Messenger RNA from Colius striatus (speckled mousebird), 3920 nucleotides. It is a transcript of the gene NIBAN1, whose product is annotated as niban apoptosis regulator 1. The coding region runs from base 87 to 3437 and encodes 1116 amino acids. NCBI's taxonomy places the organism in Eukaryota, Metazoa, Chordata, Aves, Coliiformes, Coliidae. The transcript is spliced from 14 exons. The record is from RefSeq and is a predicted model, not a curated record.